Molecule: messenger RNA, 2024 nt
Organism: Podarcis raffonei (Aeolian wall lizard)
Lineage: Eukaryota; Metazoa; Chordata; Lepidosauria; Squamata; Lacertidae
Product: casein kinase II subunit alpha-like
Exons: 14
Coding region: 416-1594 (392 amino acids)
Biological process (GO): protein phosphorylation
Cellular component (GO): nucleus; protein kinase CK2 complex; cytosol
Molecular function (GO): protein serine/threonine kinase activity; ATP binding
Source: RefSeq, a predicted model, not a curated record
CCCAGCGGACCCGGGAGAGGCCAGCCCCCUCCCUGCCCCCCUCCUCCCACCAGGAGCGGACCCGGGAGAGACCUGCUCGACCCGGUCGCCGCCGCCGCCGCCGCCGCCGCCUCAGCGGCCCGGCGAGGCACAGGGCGAUGCUGUGAAGAGGCGCCUGGGUUUUCGGGAAUCUCCUUUGCGUUUUGUCCUCCUGGGCCCGAUGGAGACCUGCUGACCCUGUGGAAGCGUCUGACCGCACCUCCUGAGCUCUGCCCGGCCGCCCACCCCCUUCCUCCCCCCAAAACUCCUGCCUGCCUGGAAUGCUGCACGUGCCUUGCUCUGCGUCUCGCAGGACGGCUCCCGGAGGCUGCGGUGGAGCUGCAGAUUAACCAAGGCUCAAGAGCAAUUGAGGCGCUGACCUCCAGGCUGGGAGAGCAUGUCGGGCCCGGUGCCAAGCCGAGCGAGGGUCUAUGCGGACGUCAACACACAGAGGCCCCGUGAAUAUUGGGACUACGAGUCGCACGUCGUGGAAUGGGGCAAUCAAGAUGACUACCAGCUUGUUCGGAAGCUUGGCCGUGGCAAAUACAGCGAGGUCUUCGAAGCCAUCAACAUCACCAACAACGAGAAAGUUGUGGUGAAAAUCCUCAAGCCAGUAAAAAAGAAGAAAAUCAAGCGUGAGAUCAAGAUCCUGGAAAAUCUCCGAGGGGGCCCCAACAUUAUCAGCCUUCUAGACAUAGUCAAGGACCCCGUGUCCCGGACACCCGCCCUGGUCUUUGAGCAUGUCAACAAUACAGAUUUUAAGCAAUUGUAUCAGACGCUCUCGGACUUUGACAUCCGGUUCUACAUGUAUGAAAUCUUGAAGGCGCUGGAUUACUGCCACAGCAUGGGCGUCAUGCACCGGGACGUCAAGCCUCACAACGUGAUGAUAGACCACGAGCACCGGAAGCUGCGCCUGAUCGACUGGGGCCUGGCCGAGUUCUACCACCCGGGGCAAGAGUACAACGUGCGAGUGGCCUCCCGGUACUUCAAGGGCCCAGAGCUCCUGGUGGACUACCAGAUGUAUGACUACAGUCUGGACAUGUGGAGCUUGGGCUGCAUGCUGGCCAGUAUGAUAUUCCGCAAGGAGCCUUUCUUCCACGGACACGACAACUACGACCAGUUGGUGCGGAUCGCAAAGGUCUUGGGCACAGAGGACCUCUAUGACUACAUUGACAAGUACAACAUUGAACUGGACCCCCGCUUCAACGACAUCCUUGGCAGACACUCUCGCAAGCGAUGGGAGCGUUUUGUGCACAGCGAGAACCAGCACUUGGUGAGCACCGAGGCCCUCGACUUCCUGGACAAGCUGCUGCGCUACGACCACCAGACCCGGCUCACGGCCCGCGAGGCCAUGGAGCACCCUUACUUCUAUCCAAUAGUGAAAGAUCCGGCCAGGAUGGGCUCCUCCACGGUGCUCUCGGCAGCUAACACGCCCGUCAGUUCCUCCAGCAUGUUGGCAGGGAUCGCCUCCAUGUCCGCCUCUCAGCCCAUCGGCAGCCUGGCAGCCUCCCCCGUCAUCUCCUCCCCCAACACUCUGGGCUCGCCGGUCCCCGCCACCGCUGGAGCGCAGCCUUGACCUCGACGGCGCCACCUCUGGCUCCCAGCACCGCCAAGCCCGCGGCCUUGCCCCCCGCCCACCCACCUGCCUGCCUGCCUCUGCAAGGCUCCGUGGCCCCCCACCCGCAGCAGGCAGGAGGGGGACAGCGUGGGGGUGGGCAGAUGCACGGGGGGGGGGGUCCUGUCUCUGGAAUAUGAUAUUAUUAUUAUUUUCCCCCGUUUGUUUUUGUUGAGUAUGUCAAAGAGCCAAGCCUGGGCCGCUGCCGCCGCCACCGCCAUCGCUCCUCCUCCUCCCCCUCUGCGGCAACGAGCACGGACUCUGGCAACGGGCGGAGGAGGUCUGUCUCGAGGGAUGCCGGCUGCGCUCUUCCCAUCGGGGUCGUGGUUACGGAUGCAGCCGCCGUGUGGGCACCGAAGCGGAGAAUAAAAUUUAUUUUCUAUGUCCCUAA